Messenger RNA from Mus musculus (house mouse), 4757 nucleotides. RefSeq names its product LIM domain kinase 1 (gene Limk1). Gene Ontology annotation, cellular component: cytoskeleton; nucleus; postsynapse. Gene Ontology annotation, molecular function: ubiquitin ligase inhibitor activity; protein serine kinase activity; ubiquitin protein ligase binding. The record is from RefSeq and is a predicted model, not a curated record. The transcript is spliced from 17 exons. The coding region runs from base 1465 to 3573 and encodes 702 amino acids. Gene Ontology annotation, biological process: positive regulation of actin filament bundle assembly. Lineage: Eukaryota; Metazoa; Chordata; Mammalia; Rodentia; Muridae.
GGAGUUUAGAACGUGUUCUUUUAUUGUAAAGGGGAAUUCUGGAGAGAUGUCUCUAUAAAAUUGAACAUUUACAAUCGGGAGAGAAAGCCCUUAAGCAAAUGGUCUUAAUUGUGUUGGAAUUCUUGAUUCUCAGCUGAGGAAAGGCUUCGAUUAAAAUCUGCGAUAAGGGGGCUCUUUUGUCCUUAAGCCCAUAUUUUCCCUGUUUUGUGUUUUAAUUUUUGAUUUGAACUUCUGAUCCUUCCAUCUCCACAUCCAGAGUGCUGGGAAGAGUGUUAGAAUUGAUGUGCACCCUAUGCUGUUUUCAUGUGGUGCUGAAGAUGGAAGCCAGGGCUUCGAGCAUGCUAGGCAAGCACUCUUACCGACUAAGCUAUAUAAUACAUUUCUAUCUUUUUUUUAAUCCUGUCUCCAACCCAACCGACUCCCCACCUCUCACCCCCCACCCCGACCCGGACCACUAGCGUCCUCAGAGUCUGCAUGGCUCCACCCGUCAUUGGUAAUUAACUUUCAGUGGCUUGGACCAGAGAAGCUUCAGGAAGAUUGCAUAGAGAGAGAGGUGCCUUCUCAAGAGAUGCCCGGUGGGCGGCUCCAUUCAAGCUCACAACCCAGCCACGGGGCACCCAAGUGGAGCUGAUGAUGAAUGAAAGGUAGAGAAGGGGGGUGGAGUCAGGGGCGGGUCUUGCUCUGGGCGUGGUCUGGCAGGCUCUGUGGUCCCAGCUGUGCCGCCGCGGGUGAAACUGCCUUCGUAGACCCGCACGGCUUCCGCCGAAGAGGAGGAGCCACGCAGAGGCAGCUUCGGCCUUCAGCGCCACGGAAGACCCACCCUUCCGCUGUUCACAGACUCCGCCGAAUUUUCCCCCGAGGGCGUGGCUGUUAUUAAGGGGGCGUGCCCUCUCUCGAGGAGGCGCAGUCCCAAGCAGGGACAAUUCUGCCAAUGCCGCAGCUGGCAGUCCCCUAAACUGGCCUGGAGAGGGCGUGGCUGCAGCUGAGAAGACUUGGUCACCGCUCCGGGGCGGGAUUGUUGCUUGAUGGGCGUGGUUAUCGCCGUGAAGGGCGGAGCCGCCCAAUGACAGUUCCAACAGGCAGAGCCGGCAAGCCUCUUCUCACCCUGCAGAGGGCGGAUCUGUCUCCGAGGGGCGAGGCUGCAGCUGCGGAGGCGGAGCCGCGCAGGGGCAGUUCCAGCCGGCCGCGUCGCGCGCGCGCCCCGCCCCUGCCGCAGCUCGCAGGCCCGCCCCGGCCCGCCCCUCCGCGCUUCUCAGGCAGCGGCAACGCGGAGCCGGUGUCCCUCAAGCCUGGUGUGGGAGUGCAGCGGGACAGCAUCGCCGAACCCGGAGCGGAGCGCUCGGCUCCGGCCCCGCGCUCCCCGCCUCCCGCCUUCUCGGGCCGGCGGCGGGCGAGCUCGCGGGCCCGGCCCCAGCUCUCCGGUGCCCCGCCGGUUGCCGGCGGUCCCCGCCCCCCGCCGAGUGCAUGAGGUUGACGCUACUUUGUUGCACCUGGAGGGAAGAACGUAUGGGAGAGGAAGGAAGCGAGUUGCCUGUGUGUGCGAGCUGUGGCCAGAGGAUCUAUGACGGCCAGUACCUCCAGGCCCUGAAUGCUGACUGGCAUGCAGACUGCUUCAGGUGCUGCGAGUGUAGCGUCUCCCUUUCACACCAGUACUACGAGAAGGAUGGACAGCUCUUCUGCAAGAAGGACUACUGGGCCCGCUAUGGCGAGUCUUGCCACGGGUGCUCCGAGCACAUCACCAAAGGGCUGGUCAUGGUGGCUGGGGAGCUGAAGUACCACCCUGAGUGUUUCAUCUGCCUCGCCUGUGGAAACUUCAUUGGCGAUGGGGACACCUACACACUGGUGGAGCACUCCAAGCUGUACUGUGGCCAGUGCUACUACCAGACCGUGGUAACUCCAGUCAUCGAACAGAUCCUACCUGACUCACCCGGCUCCCACCUGCCCCACACAGUCACCCUCGUGUCUAUCCCAGCCUCUGCCCAUGGCAAACGAGGCCUGUCUGUCUCCAUCGACCCCCCUCACGGCCCACCAGGAUGUGGCACGGAGCAUUCGCACACUGUCCGAGUCCAAGGAGUGGACCCAGGCUGCAUGAGCCCAGAUGUGAAGAAUUCCAUCCACGUUGGAGACCGGAUCUUGGAAAUCAAUGGCACGCCCAUCCGGAAUGUGCCGCUGGACGAGAUCGACUUGCUGAUCCAGGAGACCAGCCGCCUGCUCCAGCUGACCCUCGAGCACGACCCCCAUGACUCACUGGGCCAUGGGCCCGUGUCGGAUCCCAGCCCCCUGAGCUCCCCGGUGCACACUCCCAGCGGACAGGCAGCCAGCUCUGCCCGGCAGAAACCUGUCUUGAGGAGCUGCAGUAUUGACACGUCCCCGGGUACCAGCUCACUAGCCUCUCCAGCCUCCCAGCGCAAGGACCUGGGUCGCUCCGAAUCCCUCCGAGUGGUCUGCCGACCACACCGAAUCUUCCGGCCAUCUGAUCUCAUCCAUGGGGAAGUGCUGGGCAAGGGCUGUUUUGGCCAGGCCAUCAAGGUGACACACCGAGAAACAGGCGAGGUGAUGGUGAUGAAGGAACUUAUCCGGUUUGAUGAGGAGACCCAGAGGACAUUCCUCAAGGAGGUAAAGGUCAUGCGCUGCCUGGAGCACCCUAACGUGCUCAAGUUCAUCGGAGUGCUCUACAAGGACAAGCGGCUAAACUUCAUCACAGAGUACAUCAAGGGCGGCACCCUGCGGGGCAUCAUCAAGAACAUGGACAGCCAGUACCCGUGGAGUCAGAGGGUCAGCUUUGCCAAGGACAUUGCAUCAGGGAUGGCCUACCUCCAUUCGAUGAACAUCAUCCACCGAGACCUCAACUCCCACAACUGUCUGGUCCGUGAGCCUUCACAGACACCACCUGAGGUAGCCCAGGCUACCCAGGCAGCAGCAACAACUGCAACAGUGUGUGGGCAGGGGCAUCUGGGCAGACUUCUUGAAUUGGAGACUUGGCAGAGGCAUGUCCGUGGAGGCCAAGAGGAUAAGAGGCAAUCAGCCCCAAGUUUACAGAAUAGGAACGUGGUGGUGGCCGACUUUGGGCUGGCUCGACUCAUGAUCGAUGAAAAGAAUCAGUCUGAAGACUUACGCAGCCUUAAGAAGCCGGACCGCAAGAAGCGGUACACAGUGGUGGGCAACCCCUACUGGAUGGCGCCAGAGAUGAUCAAUGGUCGUAGUUAUGAUGAAAAGGUGGACGUGUUUUCCUUUGGAAUUGUCCUCUGUGAGAUUAUCGGGCGUGUGAAUGCAGACCCUGACUAUCUGCCCCGCACUAUGGACUUUGGCCUCAAUGUAAGGGGUUUCCUGGACCGCUACUGUCCACCAAACUGUCCCCCAAGUUUCUUCCCCAUCACUGUGCGCUGCUGUGACCUGGAUCCUGAAAAGAGACCCUCUUUUGUAAAGCUGGAACAAUGGCUAGAAACACUUCGCAUGCACUUGUCUGGUCACCUGCCACUGGGCCCACAACUGGAACAACUGGAGCGGGGCUUCUGGGAGACCUACCGGCGGGGCGAGAGCUCACUGCCUGCCCACCCCGAGGUCCCUGACUGAGCUCAGCGGGCCCCACCAUCUGCAUCCCUACCUUUGGAGACGAUACCCUCACCAGAUUUCUCAGCAGGGGUGGCCUAGGCCUGGAGCCCUCAGCCAGGGCCGUGGUGCCCACACCCAUCCCCCAGACCCAGGCCCUGACCUGCCUUUUCCCCUCAUGCAGGGUGCCCCCCAGCCUCUCUCUGCCUCUGGCCCCCAAGUCACCAGGCUGCACACACACGUGGUCGGUCACAUUGCCCUGCCUUACCUCCCAGGGGCCAACCCCUCACUGGUCUUGCAUGAGCUAGAGGGUUGGGAAGCUGGGCUCAUUCCACGCAUUGCCUGCAGCCAUCUGCACACUGCACCUGCUGGCAGCUCCUCCCCAGCAAGGCUGGGCUAGAAGGCAGCUUUAGAAGUGAGCCCCUCUAAUGCCAAGGGAGCGGCUCUGUGCCCAGGAACCCAAGGGGAGGCUAGGAUCCCCUUGGGGAAAUCCAGGUAGCAUCAGGUAUUGACAGGGAUCUGAAUCCCAAAGCAGAGAGAGAGGUCCAACCCCGUGUGGCCAGGCAGUGGCCCCUCACUCUUGCUUAGUGUCCAUCUCAUUUCUUGAUCAAAGCCACUUUAGUGAGAAAUAGGUACCAGUCCUCAGGACGAGCCAGGAUCCCUCAGGGGAGAGGGCAGACGAUGCCUGGGAUCCAGCUGACAGGAGGGUCCAGCCCGCACUACAGAGGCUGGGCAGAGGGAAGGAGGCAGCCACCCACCAGCACCCCAGCCCUCCAGGGUCAUCUCAGCACCCAGGCCUCUCCCCAUGGCUGGGGCAGCCCCGCCCCCUCCCUGGGUGCAUCUGCCCUCUGAGUUCUUUCUGUGUGAUCUAUUUUUUAAGAAGAGUUUGUAUUAUUUUUUCAUAACGGCUGCAGCAGCAGCUGCUGGGGGUUUAGGGGGAUGGUUUUGUUUUGUUGUUUUGUUUUGGUUUAGGUGGGUGGGGGUGGGAGGGCCAUGUCUUCACUCCGCUUCAGUUGACCAUCUAGGGCAUAUUAAACUGUGAAGCUUUCCCAGUGCACUUUGAAUAUGGAAGAGAAUUUGAGCAGACCCCCGCGGGACCAAGACUGAAAGAGGCAAGGUCUCCUUGCCUCGGCCCAGUGAUCAUGACAGGAAUGAACCCAAACUCAGAACAAUAAAAUCAAUUCUGUGCUCCCCACGCGGGGCUUGCA